This is a messenger RNA of Morus notabilis, 1966 nucleotides long. RefSeq names its product phosphatidate cytidylyltransferase 4, chloroplastic. Gene Ontology annotation, molecular function: transferase activity, transferring phosphorus-containing groups. Gene Ontology annotation, cellular component: membrane. The record is from RefSeq and is a predicted model, not a curated record. The coding region runs from base 174 to 1427 and encodes 417 amino acids. NCBI's taxonomy places the organism in Eukaryota, Viridiplantae, Streptophyta, Magnoliopsida, Rosales, Moraceae. The transcript is spliced from 7 exons.
GGAGGUUUGCUCUCUCUCUCUCUCUCUCUGCUCUCUCUCGCUGUGUGCAAAUUCAUCAGUGUGGUGUGGCAGCAGAACCAGAAGAGAAUCCCAAUGUCCACAAAGUCAACCAUUAACGACUCAUCAUCAUCAGCACGCUCUUGAAGAACCCGGCCUCCGAAUUCCACCUUCUAAUGGCGGCGGCGACGACGGCGACGACUUCUUGCUCAAAAAUCGAGCAACACAAGCUCGCCCCUUGUUCCUUCUCGUUUCUCUGCGCUUGCCCAUGUCGUCCAAUUCCCUCCAAAGCCGUAAUCCUGACUCGGCCUCCCUCCAAACUCAGCCAUCUUGGUCUGGUCCUUGACGGGAGUAGAACCAAAUAUGGGUUUAGGUUGAGAAGAAACGGCGUCGUAUCGGCGAACCGGCGAGUCAUCGCCGCCGUGGCUCGGGCGGAACCUGAGUGGGUCGAUGAGGACAAUGCCCAGCAGGAAGUUGACAAAGGGGAAACAAUAUCAAUGAAGGAGGAUAUUGCGUCAGAGCGCCAACAGAAACCAAGUCAGUUGAAGAAAAGAAUUGUUUUCGGACUUGGCAUAGGAAUUACGGUUGGGGGUGUUGUGCUGGCUGGAGGAUGGGUAUUCACUGUGGCCUUAGCUGCCGCCGUCUUUGUUGGUGCACAGGAGUACUUUGAAUUGGUUAGGAGUCGUGGAAUCGCUGCAGGAAUGACGCCUCCUCCUCAAUAUGUUUCACAAGUUUGCUCUGUUAGCUGUGCUCUCAUGCCCAUACUCACAUUGUAUUUUGGUCAUAUUGAUGUCUCUGUGACAUCUGCUGCCUUUGUCCUUGCUGCGGCACUGCUUUUGCAGAGAGGGAACCCUCGUUUUGCACAGCUUAGUAGUGCUGUGUUUGGGCUAUUUUAUUGUGGAUAUCUUCCUUGUUUCUGGGUCAAGCUUCGAUGUGGUCUAGCAGCUCCUGCUCUAAACACUGCAAUAGGAGCAUCAUGGCCCAUUCUUUUUGGCGGCCAUACUCACUGGACAGUAGGUCUUGUGGCAACAUUACUUUCUUUCAGCAGCAUCAUUGCAGCGGACACUUUCGCUUUUCUGGGAGGCAAGGCAUUUGGAAGAACGCAGCUCACCAGUGUCAGUCCAAAGAAGACAUGGGAGGGAACUAUUGUAGGCUUGGGCGGUUGUAUAGCCACUUCUGUCGUAUUGUCGAGGGUUCUUUGCUGGCCAAAAUCUUUGCUUAGUGCAAUAGCUUUCGGGUUUCUCAAUUUCUUCGGGUCUGUUUUUGGUGAUCUUACUGAAUCAAUGAUCAAACGCGAUGCGGGUGUUAAGGACUCAGGAUCUCUAAUACCAGGACAUGGUGGGAUACUAGAUAGAGUGGACAGUUAUAUGUUUACCGGUGCACUCGCAUACUCUUUUGUCAAAAUCUUCCUCCCACUUUAUGGAGUUUGAUUCAAAUAAUGGUCAAAUGUAAAGGUGGAAUCGCAAAGAAGCUAGAAUAAUGAUCAGCGAGUGAAGUUACAUGGGAAAAGUUUUCUGGGUUCUUCUCAUUUUUGGAUGGUCGGAGCAGUCAAAAUAAACUAGAAUUAUGGAGCUGAAAGAAAUCUUAUUUCUUACAAUUAUCUCAAAGGACGUUGAGAUCUCUUUGGCUAGUGCUAGCAAGAGAAAGCACUUUUUUAGACCCUUCUUUCCAGCUUCUCGCUUGUAGUUCAGGCUCACCAGAGGUCAGAUUGUUCGUAUCUAUACUAGUCUGUAAUAGCUACUGAGACAAGUCCCUAUCAUCAUCUUCUUCUUUUUUAAUCGACUUUUUAUUUAUUUUUUCAUUUAGAAGUCUUGUUCUCAUUGUCAUGUUAUAUUUUGUUCCCAUUUUACGGCUAGGCCUGAUUGUAACGUUGAUUUAUUUAUUAGAAAAAUCUCUGUAAUAAAAGAAUAGUGCUGGUGUUAAAGACCCAUUACAUCAUUCUUUGAAUAAUAAAAGUGAGGAGAGAAAA